Gasterosteus aculeatus aculeatus (three-spined stickleback) is the source of this 1861-nucleotide messenger RNA. RefSeq names its product synthesis of cytochrome C oxidase 1 (gene sco1). Gene Ontology annotation, molecular function: copper ion binding; copper chaperone activity. Gene Ontology annotation, biological process: mitochondrial respiratory chain complex IV assembly; intracellular copper ion homeostasis. NCBI's taxonomy places the organism in Eukaryota, Metazoa, Chordata, Actinopteri, Perciformes, Gasterosteidae. Gene Ontology annotation, cellular component: mitochondrial inner membrane. The record is from RefSeq and is a predicted model, not a curated record.
GAAGAUACAAUAUACGUCAUUUCCGGUCUUAAGUAAGGCAAAUUGAAAGCUGAUCUGAGAGCAGCCUUUUCACUUCUGAAUCAACCAUUCUGACUUCACACCAAUAUGCGCAACUGACUCGAGAACAGCGCAUCUCCUCUUCCUCACCUAUUGCGUUUUGUAAACUUCUAACCCGCUUCCUCGUUGAGCAGCGGUGCUGUCAAGGUCCAGACAUGGCGCUGAGUGUUUUAUAUCACGUUAAACUCCUACGAACGAGCACCCGGACACAAACCGUCAGACUGGCGCACAGCCUCCUGCGGAGAGACGCCGGACCGCAACACGACCUGUGCCCGCGGAGAGCUCACUGCUGCCCGGUCAGUGUGAGUCAGUGGCUCACCAGCAGAGCUGCUCGUCGGCUGUGUGAACACUCCUCCAGAACGUUCUCCUCCUCACUGCCUCCACCAGACAACAACAACAAGAAGAAGAAGGCUGGGCCGGUCACGUGGAGAUCUUUAGCGAUCACAUUUGCUAUCGGAGGCUCUCUGCUCGGAGGGAUGAAAUAUCUGAAGAAAGAGAAGGAAGAACAGUUGGACAAGGAGCGGAACCGGUCGGUGGGCCGGCCGGCGCUCGGCGGUCCGUUCUCGCUCGUCGAUCACAACAACAAGCCCGCCGCCAGCGAGGACUUCCUGGGCCAGUGGGUCCUCAUCUACUUCGGCUUUACUCACUGCCCCGACAUCUGCCCGGACGAGAUCGAGAAGAUGAUCGAGGUGGUGGACGAAUUAGAUAAAGUGAAGUCUCUCCCAAACCUCACGCCGAUCCUGAUCACCAUCGAUCCGGACCGGGACACGGCCGAGGCCAUGGCGGCGUACGUGAAAGAGUUUUCCCCGAAGCUGAUCGGCCUGACUGGGCCCAAGGACCGCAUCGAGGAGGUCUCCAGAGCCUACAGAGUUUACUACAGCCAGGGACCAAAGGACGAAGACAACGACUACAUCGUGGACCACACCAUCAUCAUGUACCUGGUGGCGCCCGACGGGGAGUUCGAGGAGUACUUCGGACAGAACAAGACCGCCGUGGAGAUCACCAACUCCGUCGCGGCGCACAUGAGGAAGUACAAGAACGCCGAGGCGGCCGCCAAACGGAAGCUGGCGGCGGACCGGCGGGUUUGAUCGCUACUGACGCUUGUCGCGUGUAUUUAUUCUGAACGAAGGGUCCGCGGUCACAUUCCCUUUUCAUAACGAGCGCCGUCUCCUGAGGACGUUCUUCGUCACGCCGCUGCUGCAUCCUGUUUGUAACAAAGAUCAUCCGAUGAGAUCGAUAGCUCUGAUUUCUGAUGCGAGCAGUGAGGAAAUAACCUGUGGUUUUGAUUUUGUGAUAUAAAAAAAAAGAGAAAAUACAACAAUGCGUUUGAUAUUUUAUUUGUGUAUUGAUCAGGAUUAAGAACGUCGCUGUUGAGACCCCGGAGGUUUCAGCAGGAAAGAAACUUUCUGCACUAGUUUUCAUUCAUUGUUGAAUAUUUAUUUUUAUGAAAAUUAAACUAAAGCGUAAAAUAUCAAAAUGUAGCCGAAUAAGAGCUUUGAAGAAGAAUGUGAUUAAUGUAAAGUUUAAUCCUUGUAAAGAGUAAAAAAAUACAGCCUGAUUAAAAAAAAUAAUGCAGGAAGACCAGAUUCACAGAAUGACUUAUUCGUUCAUCCUUUAAGGGUGAAAUUAUUAUUUACUAUUUCUUUAAACACUGUGACAUGUUUAUCCGCGAGGCUCUAGACUUGGUGAGUGAAGUUGUGGGUUUCAUGUGUUAAGAGGAUUAUCACACUUCUUUUGACCAGAAUGAUUGUUUCUUUUUGUCAACUAUCUGAAUGAAGACUAAAGGACCAAGUCAUCCGCUUCA